UUCUUCUUCUUCCCCUCCUAACAUAAACCCUAAUCUUGGGGAGCUCUGCACAGUUUGCAGAUCGUCAGAUCCGAUUCUGCGUACCAUAUUAAGCCGGAGCAAUUGCUCGUGAUCCAUGACAUCUAAUUUUGUGAAACUCAGCACUCAAUAUAUUUGCAAGUUCACCCGUGCGACUAGCUUACAAGCUCAUCAUACUGAUAUGGUUCAAAAGGUUUCGGUUUUGAAAGAGGAGCUUUUAACGAUUGGUAACAGUAAGGAAAAGUUCAGGGACGUUUUGGAUCAGAAUGGGCAAUGGUUGUUUAGAAGUUAUCGUGAUGGCGCUGGGAUUAUAGAACUUAUGGAUCAACUCUUCCCUCGUCAUUACUUGGCUCUUCAGGUUUUAGACUGGAGGAGAAGCCAAACGGAUUAUUGUAUCCCUUUGACAUCGGAGGAGUAUGCGAAAGGAAUCAAGAUUGCGGGUCGAGCUAGGGAUGUAAACCUUGCAGUCUAUCUUUUCGAUGAGGCGGCUAAGAAAAGAAUACAGACAGCUUCAGUUUAUAAUGCUUUGAUGAGUGUUUACAUGUGGAACGGGUUUGCUGAUGAAUGUCAAUCACUUUUUCGAGAUUUCACGAGGCAAACGCAUUGUGCUCCGACCAUUGUGACCUAUAAUAUUCUAAUAUCAGUUUAUGGUCGGCUUCUGAUGGUAAAGAAUAUGGAAGCAGCUUUCGAAGAAUUACAAAAACUGAAGCUUUCUCCAAAUUCUGUCACUUACAACUUUCUAAUUGCGGGUUAUGUGACUGCCUGGAACUGGGAUAAAAUGGAAGCUACUUUCCGAGAAAUGAAGAGUGGUCCAGUUGAGCCUGACACCGACACUUAUCAGCUAAUGCUUCGUGGGUAUGCAAAUUCGGGGAAUUUGGAAAAGAUGGAAGAAAUGUAUGGAGCGAUUAAAGAUCAGGUUGGUUUAAACAGUGGUCCUUUGGUCAGAGCCAUGAUCUCUGCAUACUGUAAGAAGUCUGUUGAGGAUAGAGUUCAAAAGAUUGAAAAUUUAUUGAGUCUUCUCCCUGGGGAGGAAUAUCUUCCUUGGUUGAAUGUACUUUUGAUUCGACUAUAUGCUCAAGAAGACAUUGUAGAAGCAAUGGAGAAUAAAAUCAACGAAGCAUUUGAGCAUAAGACAUGUGUUAAUAAGUCGAGUAUUAUGCGGGCGAUCAUUACAGCUUACUUCAGGUGUAAUGAAGUUGACAAUCUUGCUAAUUUUGUCAAGCGUGCUGAGUCUGCUGGAUGGAAACUAUGCAGGUCUCUUUACCACUGUAAGAUCAUAAUGUACGGAUCCCAAAAACGCUUUGAAGAAAUGGAAGGUGUUGUAAAUGAGAUGGCACAAACUAACUAUGGGCUUGUAACUAAAACGUUUGCCAUUAUGUAUAAGGCUUAUAAAAGCCAUGGAAUGGAGUCAGAUGCUGAGAAAGUGAAAGGAAAGAUGCUGAAACUUGGGCUUUAGAUGCACUUCAUAUUGCGCAAAGAAUUCUGUUGUAUCAGUUUGUUCAGCGUCUUUAUCAACUGUGAGCUCAGACCAAACAGAGUAACAAAUGGCUGUAGAACUAUGCCCAAUGAAGCUCAAUAAAAUAUGCUGGCUAAGCUUCCAUAAUCCGUCAUUGGGGUUUUGGGAUGAGACUAACGCAUGUUUCUUUUCCCGUCAUGAGUGACUCAACCAUCACUGUUCUGCCAUAGUUGUACAUGUUACUGGCAGGGUUUGACAUUUCCGUUGCACAUUUUGAUACUGUUGGCGGAUAAGAAACAACAGUAAAACAAAUUCGAUACGAGUCAUGAAGAACAGUGCCUGCCCUAUCUGGGCGUUCUUGCCUGUGUUGCUGAUAGGAUUAGAACUUAGAAGAGCUAUAAUUUUCUUCUUUUUGAAGGCUUUGCCAAGUAAAGUUAUUUCCUUAAGAGAAACCUGUUUGCAGUGGGUUUCUCUUUCAGCCAUCUGUGUUGUUAGGCUAUCAAUACUCUUACCUUGGCAUAUUGCUCUGUUGUUUAGCUUGAGCCCUGUUCGUAAUUAUGAGGAAACAGAUAGCUCACCUACCCAUAAUGUUUCAGUAUAGUGGUAACACAUUUGCUCAUUGAGUUCUCACGAGUAAAGCCAUGGAACUUAUAAUUUAUGAUGAUUCUUUGUUUUUUUUGUCA
Molecule: messenger RNA, 2157 nt
Organism: Capsella rubella
Lineage: Eukaryota; Viridiplantae; Streptophyta; Magnoliopsida; Brassicales; Brassicaceae
Product: pentatricopeptide repeat-containing protein At2g30780
Exons: 3
Coding region: 116-1474 (452 amino acids)
Molecular function (GO): mRNA binding; protein binding
Source: RefSeq, a predicted model, not a curated record